GGUUGGUUGGGGUCAAGCAUCUCAGUUCCAAAGUCGUUAUCUCCUCCACGAUCAUUUGGGUUUGGGAGAGCCGUGGGUGCAGAGGGAACAUGAGAGCUCAGAGCUGAUCAAACUAACACCAGAGCUGAGAAACACUGGAGACGGAACGUGAAGGUUCAGUUAUGGGCCUAAAAGGGCUUCAUGUUUUGUCUUUACUGCUGCUGACCCAAGGAUUUCAUCUUGUACAAGGAAGCUGUGGCAUUAAUGAGUUUCAGUGCACCAAUGGUCAGUGCAUUAGCAAAGAAUGGCGAUGUGAUGGAACUAAAGACUGUACAGACGACUCAGAUGAGCUCAACUGUCCACCUCCAUCCUGCACUUCACAGGAAUUUAAGUGUGUGACAAGUGGAGAGUGCAUCUCAUCAGGGUUUGUCUGCGAUGGGGAGGAGGACUGCGUCGAUGGCUCAGAUGAACAGAGAACCUGCGGUGGACGAACCUGCAGCCCAAACCAGUUCACCUGCCAGGAAGGCCAGUGUAUCUCUCUUAGUUACAGAUGUGACCACAUGAUGGACUGUGUGGACAACUCCGAUGAGAGGAACUGCAAUUAUCCACAGUGCACCGAGAAGACCUGUGCUAACGGGGCCUGUUACAGUAACUCUCAGCACUGCAAUGGACUGCAAGACUGCAGGGAUGGAUCUGAUGAACUUAACUGCACCCAACAUUGUCCCAUCCACCAGUUUCAGUGUACCAAUGGCUACUGUGUCCCACAGUCGUUUGUGUGUGAUCACUGGGAUGACUGUGGGGACAACAGUGAUGAGCAAGGCUGUGUGUACCCGAGCUGUAGUGGUAGUGAGUUUGCAUGUUCCAGUGGUCGUUGCAUUCCUCAGCGUUGGGUGUGUGACAAGUUCAACGACUGCGGGGACUACAGCGACGAGAAAGGAUGUGACAGCAAUUCAAGAGACUGUUACCCUGGUGAGUGGGGGUGCCCUGACUCAACCGUGUGUAUACCUGUGGGUAAAGUGUGUGAUGGCAAACCCGACUGUCCUGGAGGUACAGAUGAGACCAACUCCACAACACACCAAACAUGCAGCUUGGAUCGGUGUUCCGUGUUGAGCUGUGAGUUUCUCUGCCACCCUUCUCCUCAAGGUGGAGCGUGUUACUGUCCAGAGGGCUUUAUAGUAGCAAAUGACAGUCGUUCCUGUGUAGAUUACAAUGACUGUGAGAUCUGGGGGAUCUGUGACCAGCUGUGUGAGGAUCGCCCUGGGACACACCACUGUAGCUGUGCAAAUGGAUACUUUUUGGAGCAAGGUCAUAUUUGCAAGGCUAACGUAUCAGUUGGAUUACCGCAGCUUAUUUUUACCAAUGGGGGUGAUGUGAUGAUGGCUGACAUACAUGGGCGUUUUGUCAGAACUCUGGUGCCAUCUCAGGGCAGAGGUUUUGGUGUAGGGGUGGCCUAUGAUUUUUAUAGCAACCUAGUCUUCUGGAGUGAUACAUACAACCAAAAGGUUUACUCUGCCAACUACAAUGGGGAAAACAUCAAGGAGGUUUUGACUACAGCAGUCCGUAAUGUACAGAAUCUUGCUGUAGACUGGGUCAACCUAAAACUGUACGUUUUAGAGGCCAUGGUGGAGCGCAUCGAUAUGUGCGACUUUAGUGGAGGUAACCGGGUGACACUUAUCGCUGAAAACCUGGAGAGCCCUCAUGGCCUUGCACUGGAUCCUACGGUGGGCUACAUGUUCUUCACAGACAUGGGUGUCGGGCAGAAGAAGACAAAGCUUGAACGUGCCUUUAUGGAUGGCAGUAAUCGUGUGGAGUUGGUCAAAAACAGACUUGGCACACCAACUGGAGUUACCCUUGAUAUUGUCACCAGGAGGGUCUACUGGUCCGAUAGCCACUUUGACACAGUGGAGACUGUCACAUAUAACGGUUUGAACAGGAAAAUAGUUCUCAAUGGUGGAACACAGUCUCCACAUCCCUUUGGGAUGGCUGUGUUUGAAAACCAUGUAUUCUUUACCGACUGGACAAAGAUGGGUGUCAUUAGAACCAACCGGUUCAACGGCAGCGACCCAGUACUUCUUUAUCGUACUGCAAAGCGGCCAGGCCAUGUUGUGGUAUCACACCCUGUCCUGCAAACCCUUGCAAUGAACCCUUGUGGGAGAAACAACGGUGGGUGUCAGCACAUCUGCGUGUUGAGUCACCGCUCUGACAAUAAUGGUUUGGGCUUCCGCUGUAAGUGUCGCUAUGGAUACGACCUUCAGCAUGAUCAUCGAACCUGCUUCAAGGUGAAGGACUUCCUGCUGUUGGCCACCUCUUUGGUAGUGAGAGGAAUCCCUCUUAACUUAACCCUCCAGGAGGAUGUUAUUCUUCCACUAACAGGACUUGGAACAUCGUUCUCUGGCUCUGCUGUGGAAUUUGAUGGGAAUGAGGAGGCUGUGUUUUUCAAUGACAGGUCCUCAGGCCUCAUUUACAAGUCCAACCUCAAUGGCACCAUUCAGCAGAUAUUAACUGGCUACAGAGUGGGAAGUAUUGAUGCUAUGGCUUAUGAUUGGACCUCCAAGGUUUUGUUCUGGACCACAACUACCUACAGGGCGAUUGUGGCUUUCAGAGUCACAGAUAAGUCCAGGCGAGACAUUGUCACUGGAUUGAGGAACCCAAAGGGUAUCGCAGUCCAUCCCAGUGCUGGCUACUUGUUCUGGUCAGACUGGUAUCGUCCAGCAGUCAUAAUGAAAGCCUUCACUGAUGGCAGCAAUGCUGUUCCUCUCGUCAACACAACGCUGGGAUGGCCUUAUGGACUUGCUCUUGACUAUGUAAUGGACAGGCUUUACUGGGUGGAUUCCCUUCUUGAUCAGAUCGGUCACAUUGGCAUUGAAGGAACUGACAGACAGACUUUUACCAACAUCGGCCAAAUCACACAACCCUACUCUUUGACUGUUUAUUCAGACUACUUGUACGUGUCAGAUGUAAGGACUAGAGGAAUAUUCGAAAUGAGGAAAAGUGAUGGAGGAGGCAAUAUCAUGAUCCGGCAAGGAGUCCCCGGUGUCAUGAACAUCAAGGCCUACACAGCUGACCUCCACAGCACCUUCACCAGCCGCUGUAAUGUGGUGCCUAAUGGGCUCUGCAGCCACUUCUGUUUCCCAACUCCCUCCUUCAGCCGGGUGUGCGGCUGUCCGUAUGGAAUGAAGCUUCAGCCCAAUCAGAGAGAUUGCAUUAAGGAUGAAUCGGUUCCCCCACCUGACAACAACUGUGGUGACUACUCCUUUGAGUGUGAUGAAGGCCGCUGUAGGCCCAACUCCUUCCGCUGUGAUGGGAUUAUUGAUUGUGUCGAUCGAACUGAUGAGACCAACUGCACUAAUACAGGAGCCACCUGCUCUCCACUGGCUUUUACCUGCAACAACAAGCACUGCAUUUACUCCAGCUGGCGCUGUGAUGGCUUGGAUGACUGUGGAGAUGGUUCAGAUGAAGUGAACUGUCCCACUCGUCUCCCCACCACAUGUGCUGCAAACUUCUUUACCUGCAACAACAACAGGUGUAUCGCUAAAACAUGGGUAUGUGAUGGUGAGAACGACUGUGGUGAUGGGUCAGAUGAACACAACUGCAAUUCAACCAUCACCACCUGUCCUUCCGGCUUCUUUUUGUGUCCUGACCAUCGAUGUAUCAGCAACUUCUAUGUGUGUGAUGGAGACCAGGACUGCCUGGAUGGAUCAGAUGAGAAAGAUUGUGAAUUUUCCUGUCAGUCCUAUGAGUUUGCUUGUGCCAGUGGAGAUCAGUGUGUCAGUUCCAGUUACCGCUGCGAUGGCGUGUUUGACUGCAGGGACCAUUCAGAUGAACAAAAUUGCCCCACCCGAGGUCCAGGCCUUUGCCACAAAGAUGAGUUCCAGUGCCAGACGGAUGGUUUCUGCAUACCAGACCAGUGGGAGUGUGACGGCCAUCCAGAUUGUGAAGAUGGAUCUGAUGAACACAACUCGUGCCCAGCUGUCACCUGCAGGCCCAAUGAUUUCCAAUGUGCCAACAAGAUGUGCAUCCCCACAAGCUGGUUGUGUGAUGGGGAGAAUGACUGCCGGGACAUGAGUGAUGAGCAGAACUGCCCCACCCCUCCAUAUAGCUGUCCCUCUGGACAGUGGCUCUGCCCCACUGAUCAGGUGUGCAUCGACCUUAACAAGGUGUGCAACGGACAGAAAGACUGUCCCAAUGGAGCAGAUGAGUCACCUAUCUGCAAUGAAGAUGACUGUGCACUGAACAAUGGAGGCUGCAGCGAUGGUUGUGUCCAGGGACCUUUUGGGGCUGAGUGCACCUGCUCACCAGGAUUUCAACUCAUGAAUGACUCCAAGACUUGUGAUGACAUUGAUGAGUGUCUGAUCCCUGGUUUCUGCAGUCAGCAGUGUUACAAUGAGAGAGGAAGCUUUAGAUGCCACUGUUCAGACGGUUACAUCCUGGAACCCGAUGGACGCACCUGUAAAGCUACUGACCACGAGGCAGCUUUACUUUUGGUUUCCAGACGUAGUCAGAUCAUUGCCAGCCAGGUGAACGUGAACCCCCCCUUGAUGCGUCCAGUGGUCAGUGGUUCAAGCAUCAUAACCGUUGACUUUGACCGUGUGACAUCCAGAAUCUACUGGGCUGAUUCCUCACUGAAGAAAAUACGAAGUGCCUACCAGAACAGCACUGAUAUACAAGACGUAUUCUCCAGUGGUCUGAUGGAACCAGAGACUAUUGCUGUGGACUGGGUGGGUCGAAAUCUUUAUUGGACUGACUCUGUUAUGGAAAACAUUGAUGUUUCUACCCUGGAUGGUCGCUUUCGAAAGGUCCUUUUGAGCAAGAAUAUCACAAGUCCUCGUGGUCUUGUUUUAGACCCUCGUAACUAUACGUACCUUAUGUUCUGGUCAGACUGGGGUCAGAACCCCAGGAUUGAGCGAGCCGCCAUGGAUGGAUCAGCAAGACAAGUCAUCGUCAGAACUAAGGUCUUCUGGCCUAAUGGGCUGACUCUGGACUACACCACACGCAGAGUCUACUUUGCAGAUGCUUACCUGAAAUAUAUUGACUACUGUGACUAUGAUGGUGGAAACCGCCACCAGGUCAUGGCGAGUGACAUGAUUCUUCAGCACCCACAUGGGAUGACAAUCUUUGAAGACAGCAUCUACUGGUCAGAGCGCUAUACCAGCAAGGUGAUGAGAACCAACAAGUUUCAUGGAGGAAACAUCACUAUUGUAAUGAACAAUAUCUACCAGCCCAUGGGCAUUGUUAUGGACCAUCCCAUCAAACAGCCUGCAGCCAUCAACCCUUGUAAAGAGCACCUUUGCUCACAGUUGUGCCUGCUGUCAAAUCUGAGACCCAGAUACUACACCUGCCACUGUCAGUCGGGGUGGAAGCUGGAUACAGACCAACGCUCCUGUAUCAAAGAUGAGGCUCCCUUCCUGAUGGUGGUCAGGGAUUCUGUGAUCCUUGGCAUUCCGUUGGACCCCUCUGAUCCCUCAAACAACGCCAUGGCCCCUGUGUCUGGUAUCAGUCAGGGACGAGACAUUGACUUUGAUGACCAGGAGCAUUUUGUCUAUUGGGUGCAGAGCACUGGUUCCAUUUGGCGUGUGAAAACCAGCGGCACCAACAUGUCUGAGUUUGCUCCAGCUGCAUUCAUGGGCUCACCAUCUGGUUUGGCUUUUGAUUGGAUAAGCAGAAUGAUGUAUUACACCAACCCUACCAGCAGAACCAUUGAAGUAAUCCGUGUGGAUGGAAAUGAGAAGUACCGGAAAACCCUCAUCACCUCAAAUGGGAAACCAGAGGGAGUAGGAGAGCCCAUUGGAAUUGUCCUGGAUCCAGUUCGAGGGAAACUAUUUUGGACAGACAAAGGCUCAGAUAGUGGAGUUCCUCCCAAGGUUGGCAGUGCUGACAUGGAUGGAGGCAACCCCAGGAAUCUGUACACCGAAAACCUGGAGAACAUAGGUUUUAUCACUGCUGACAUCUCAGCCAUGAAACUUUACUGGGGGGUAGCGGGCUCAGGGCUGAUUGAGAGCGGCACCAUGGAUGGUGUAACCCGUGUGACUGUGGUCACUGGCCUCUCUCAUCCAUGGGGGCUGGCCAUCUACCAGAACUACCUGUACUACACCGAUCUGGACUAUGAAGUCAUUGAGAGGGUGGAGAAGGGAAAUGGUGCAAAUAUGGUGGUCAUGAGGAGUGGCAUGUCUGGACUACGUUCCCUCAAAGUGCAUGCCAGAGACAAUUCAGCAGGUUCCACCAAUGCCUGCAGCUCCAACAAUGGAGGCUGCCCACAACUCUGCCUCCCGAAACCAGACAAUCAAAAGACCUGUGCAUGCACCACGGGAUUUUACCCCUCUCAGGACGGCACACGCUGUGAACAGUACGAAUCGUUUGCUGUUGUCUCUACCCUUAAAUACAUCCGUGGCUUCCACAUAAACAGCUCUGACCACUCAGAGGCGAUGGUGCCUGUUGCUGGAACAUCCUAUUCCAUUAAGGACAAAGUGGACCUCCACAUUGAGUCAGGCUUUGUGUACUGGAGUGACAACAGCACUUAUACUUCAUACAGAGGGAUCUUCAGGUCCAAAACAGAUGGAGGAAGUUAUAGCCACAUUAUCAGCACAGGUGUUGGAAUAAGAGGCAUUCAGGGUCUGGCAGUAGACUGGAUUGCAGGUAACUUGUACUUUUCCAAUGCCUUUGAUGGUGAAACCUUCCUAGAAGUGCUCGCCAUCAACACCACCUACAGAAUGAUCCUCCUUAAGAGCUCCCAGGACCAGCCCAGAGACCUGGCAGUCAGCCCCAAACUUCGAUAUCUUUUCUGGGCCGAUGGUGGCCAAACACCCAAGAUUGAGCGUGCCUUGCUAGAUGGCACAAACCGCACAGUUCUGGCAUCAAAUAGCCUAGCAUCACCUCGUGGUCUAACAGUUGAUUACACUAAUGACUUUCUCUAUUGGACUGACGAUGUUCUUGAUAUGAUCUCCCGAAUGGCCGUGGAUGGAACACAGAGGCAGAUUAUUCGUUUUGGGAGCCGCUAUCCAUCUCCUGUAGGAAUGGCUGUUUUUGGUAAUAACAUGCUGUGGGUGGAUAAAAAGCUCGGUAAGCUCUUCCAGGCCAGCAAGGACCCAGCUAAUACCGACCAGGCAGUGGUAAUCCGUGACAGUCUUGAUGGGCUGAUGGAUGUCACCAUCUUUGACUCUCACGUCCAGCCUACAUCUGCCAACCAGGUAGGCUUCAACCCCUGCCAGGAGAACAACGGCCGCUGCCAGCAGCUCUGCUUUGCCAUCCCAAACCAGGAAAAUCCCAAAUGUGGUUGUGCUCAUGGCUCACUGCUUGGUAAUGGAGUAACAUGUGGUUAUGGUCUAGAUGAAUUUCUAGUUUUCACCACAGACUACACCCUGAAUAGCCUGAGAUUAGACCCAGGCGAUCACAGCACCCCCUAUCCAACGGUGAACCUGGGCUACAACUUAAUGGCUCUGGAUUAUGACUUCAGGGAGAAGCGGAUUUUCUUUACCCAGUAUUUGGGUUUAGGUCGGAGCAAGAUUGGAUAUGUUAGCACAACAUCUGUCACCAGCCCUCCUGUUGUCAUUGCCUCAAACUUGGAUGAUCCAGAAGGACUUGCGUAUGACUGGAUCAACAAGCGUCUCUACUUCACUGACUACUACAGACGUAAUAUCCAGUCGAUGGGUGUGGAUGGGUCCAAUCGCACGAUUAUUGCACAUGCAAACUACCCCAGAGCCAUCAUUGUUGACCCGUGUUACGGUUAUAUGUACUGGUCCGACUGGGGCUAUCCGGCUAAGAUUGAGAGAGCAACGCUUGGUGGAAACUUCCGCAGCGCCAUCAUCAACAGCAGUCUAACAACACCAAACGGCCUGUCUCUGGACUAUGAGGAGAGGAUGCUUUACUGGGCUGAUGCGUCUCUAGACAAAAUAGAGCGGUCCACUUUAAAUGGCGAGAACCGACAAGUGAUCAUUCAGGGAGUCCAGUACCCGUUUGCCAUGACUGUCUUCCAACAGGACAUCUUCUGGACUGACUGGACAGAGAGAAAGGUUUUCAGGGCUGGAAAGGAUGAUGGUUCUGGAUUCGCAGUACUAGUUAAAGACAUGCAGUACAGACCAAAUGAUAUCCAUGUCUACGCCGCAUCCAAACAGGAGAGUUGCUCUAGUCCCUGUCAGCAGUUUAACGGAGGCUGUAGUCACAUCUGUGUUGCUGGUCCAGUGGGCCCGGAGUGCCAGUGUCCUCAUGACAGCAAUUGGUACCUGGCAAAUAAUGGGAAGGACUGCAUCAAAGACACGGGUAAACGUUGUCAGCCAGAGCAGUUCACCUGUCAGAAUGGUAACUGCAUCUCAGCUCGCUGGAAAUGUGAUGGCAAUGAUGACUGCCACGAUAACUCAGAUGAGCUGGAGAGAGUGUGUGCCUUCCACACCUGCUCGUCUGCAGACUUCACCUGUGCUAAUGGACGCUGCAUGCCUCUAAGCUAUGCCUGCGACUACACCGAUGACUGUGGUGACAACAGUGACGAGCAAGGCUGCCCCUUCCCCACCUGCAACCCUUCUACUGAGUUUACCUGCGCCAACGGCCGCUGCAUUAAUGCAGGCUUUGUCUGUGACGGCCACAACGAUUGUCGAGACAAUGCUACGUCUGAUGAAAUCAAUUGCUCUGACCGUACAUGUCCUUCUGGACAGAUCAAGUGUGACAAUACAAAUAUCUGCAUCUACCCUGAAAGCCUGUGUGAUGGCUUUAACAACUGUGGGGACAACAGCGAUGAGAAUCCUCUCUUCUGUGUGGGUCGCACAUGUGCUCCAGAUCAGUUCCGUUGUGACGAGGGAAAGUGUAUCCCUCAGUCUUGGGUUUGUGAUUCAAUCAGAGACUGUAAUGAUAAGACAGAUGAGCCCCCGUCUUGUGAGGAUCUAGUCAGAACAUGCAGUCCAGGCCAGUUUACGUGUACCAAUGGGAACUGUGUCCCUCAAUCACUUGUUUGUGAUGGCAACAAUGACUGCUGGGACAGCAGUGAUGAGGCUGCAGAGCUGCAGUGUGGCCAGCGCACUUGCAGUUCCGACCAGUUCGUCUGCCCCAUCUGGUACCCAGGCCACCCCCGGUGUGUGCCUCUAAACUUUGUCUGUGACGGUGAUAAAGACUGUGUCAACGCAGCUGACGAGCUCCAGAACUGUCCCAACCGGACCUGCCAUAUGAAUGAGUUUGCCUGUUCAAACGGGCUCUGCAUCCUCAUUCCAUUCCGCUGUGAUCGUGUGAAUGAUUGUGGCGAUGGCAGUGAUGAACUGGGCUGUAAGUAUGACACGUGCAGCAGCAACCAGUUCACUUGCCGUAACGGAGCCUGUAUCCCCACCUACUUCAUUUGUGAUGGAGAUAGUGACUGUAUGGAUGGUUCAGAUGAGGCAGACAGCUUGUGCGUCACACCUGAACCUACCUGCUCCCCUGAACAGUACCUGUGCCUAUCAGGAGACUGUAUCGACCUUCACAAGGUGUGCAACGGGCAAAAAGACUGCCAGGACAACAGCGAUGAAAAGGGCUGUGGAAUCAAUGAGUGUCUCAACCCAUCCAUCCACAAGUGCGCUCAGCUCUGCACUGACACCCUCACUAGUUAUUACUGCUCCUGCUACCCAGGCUACCGUCUCAUGCCGGACGGCAAAGCCUGCGAGGAUCUCAACGAGUGUGUUAGCACACCCGCUGUUUGCAGCCAGAUUUGUGAGAACACCGUUGGCUCGUAUCACUGCAAAUGUGCUCCAGGGUACAUCCGUGAGCCGGAUGGACGCACCUGCCGCCAGAACAGCGGCGUUGCCCCAUACCUGCUUUACAGUAAUCGCUACUACAUCCGGAAUUUAACCACAGAUGGGUCACAUUUGAGCAUAGUCCUGCAGGGGCUGUCCAACGUAGUGGGGUUGGAUUUUGAUCACUAUGAAAGGAGACUGUACUGGCUGGAUGUAGGAGCAGGAAAGAUAGAGAGAAUGCGCUUUGAUGGCAGUGAAAGAGAGACGCUUGUGUCUAACAAUUUAGGAGGAGCUGAAGGCCUGACAGUGGACUGGGUGGGAAGGAAAGUGUACUGGGUGGAUGGUUAUUAUGGCUCAAUUCACGUGAUGGAGUUGGAUGGACGCUACCAGAAGAAGCUGCUGUCAGAGCAUUUCACAAAUGGAAAUAACACAUAUAUUAUCAGCCGACCUCGUGCUGUAGCUGUCAAUCCCAAAUACGGAUGGCUCUACUGGACCGACUGGGCUGAUGCUGCUUAUAUUGGUAGAGCUGGUAUGGAUGGAUCAAAUGUCAGUGCCAUCAUCACAGCCAAACUGGAGUGGCCCAGUGCUCUGACCAUUGACUACACCACCAACAGGAUCUUCUUUGCUGAUUCACACCUCAACUUUUUGGACUUUGCAGACAUGGACGGUCAGAACCGGCACCGAGCCAUUGCCGGAACGCUCCCUCAUGUGAUUGCUGUUUCCCUGUUUGAAGACUGGGUCUACUGGACUGACUGGAACACACACACUGUAGAGAAAGCUCAUAAAUACACUGGCAAACAACGUGCAGUCAUGGGCAACAACACACAUCGACCGUAUGACAUCCACGUUUACCACCCCUACAGGCAACCUCGAAGUGAAAACCCUUGCUCAUCACAUUAUCUCACCUGCAGUCAUCUGUGUCUAAUUGCUCCCGGAGGGCAGCAAGCAACCUGCAAGUGUCCGGAUCACUUCAUCGGUUUAGCUAUUGGAUUCAAGAUCCAGUGUGUGGCCGACUGCUCCAGCACCCAGUUCCGCUGUGGGGACAACGAGAAGUGUGUUCCUAUAUGGUGGAAGUGUGACGGCCAAUCAGACUGUGGCGACGGCUCAGAUGAACCUCAGACCUGCCCGCCUCGUUACUGCCCCAUAGGCCAGUUCCAGUGUCGGGAUGGCAGCUGCACAUACCCCGGUUUCAUCUGCAACGGCCACCCAGACUGUCCCGACAGUUCAGAUGAGGAUGCGGCUCUUUGCAGUGAUCACCGGUGUGAGGCCAACCAGUUCCAGUGUAAAAACAAACAGUGCAUCCCCGUGUCCUGGCACUGUGAUGGUUUAAGUGACUGUUCCGACGGCAGCGACGAGGAUGCAGAGACUUGUGCUCAGAAGACUUGCCGUCCCGGACAGUUCCAGUGUACGAAUGGCCGCUGUCUGCCAUCGAAUUACUUCUGUGACGCCCAGGAUGACUGUGGAGAUGGAUCUGAUGAGCCACAUGAAAUCUGCAUGGGUCCAGACCACAAGUGUGACGAGGACACUGAGUUCUCCUGCAAGACAAACUACCGCUGUGUUCCUCAGUGGGCUCGCUGUGACGGCACAAAUGACUGUCUCGACAACAGCGAUGAGGAGGCCUGCGAAGAGAUGACCUGUGACCCUCUGGGAGAUUUCCGCUGUGACAACCACCGCUGUGUUCCCAUACGGUGGAAGUGUGAUGGCACCAAUGACUGUGGCGAUGGCUCAGAUGAGAGAAACUGUCAGCCAAGGCCGUGCUCUGAGAGUGAGUUUCGAUGUGACAACGAUCAGUGCAUCCCUGGAAACUGGCGGUGUGACCAUGAAAACGACUGUGGGGAUAACUCAGACGAACGAGACUGCGAGCUGCUGACAUGUCGACCAGGUUUCUUCCAAUGUGACUCGGGUCACUGCAUCCCCACGGCCCUGCAGUGUGACGGCCAGGCCGACUGUCUGGAUCUGUCAGAUGAGACCAGCUGUCCCACUCGUUACCCAGGAGGCCGUUGGUGUCCACCAAGUCAGUUCCAGUGCGCGAAUCGACUGUGUGUUAGCAUGAGCUGGUUGUGUGAUGGCUUUGACGACUGUGGAGACCGCUCUGAUGAGGAACUCAGUUUGUGCUUGAACAUCACCUGCGAGAUGCCAUCCAGGUUCCGCUGUGCCAAUGGCUACUGUAUCUACUCUGGGCUGCUGUGCAAUAAGAAGGACGACUGUGGAGAUGGCAGCGACGAGAAAGAAGAUCUUUGUCGUGACCCCACUCUGCCUCCCUGCACACUGGAAGAGUUCAAAUGUACCAACGGACACUGUGUGGCCCUGCCGUACGUCUGUGAUCAUAACGACAACUGUGGAGACCGCACAGAUGAAAUGGGCUGCAAUUUUGGACAGGAUCGAAACUGUGAGGAGAAGCUUUGCCAACAUGAGUGCACCAACCUGAACGGCACUGGCUUCAUUUGCUCCUGCAAACCUGGAUACAUGGUAAACCCAGACAGCACCUACACCUGCCUCGACAUUAAUGAGUGUGAAGAGUUUGGGAUCUGUCCUCAGGUCUGUAAGAACACCAAAGGCAGCUAUGACUGCGAGUGUGCACCAGGCUACAGAAAGGUGGGCAACGGCAACAUGUGCGAGGCGCAGGGUGCAUCUCCACUGCUGCUGCUACCAGAGAGCAUUCGUAUUCGGAGGUUCAACCUGCAGAAGGAAACCUACCAUGACUUCCUCCAAGAGGAGGAACGCAUCAUGGCUCUGGACUAUGACUGGGACCACAACAGCACUGGAUUCAGUAUGGUGUAUUUCACUGUCGCUGGCAAGGACGCUGUCUCAGGUGCUAUUAAGAGAGCAUACAUACCUUCAGUGGACGAUGGUAGUAACAACAUUGGGGCUGCUGUUGACCUUGGCAUCAAAUACAUCACCUCACCAGAUGGCAUUGCUGUGGACUGGGUUGGCAGAAACCUUUACUGGGCGGACUCCAGGCUUAAGAGGUUAGAGGUGGCCAUGUUGGAUGGACGCUACAGGAAACAUCUUGUCAAAACUGAGCUGGGUCUCCCUUCUGCUGUGGCGGUUAAUCCUCAUCUGGGGACGCUCUACUGGGCUGAUCGAGGCGACACGGCUAAGAUUGAGUGCUCUUGGCUGGAUGGACAGAACAGGAAAGUUCUGGUAGGCGAUGGUUUGGGUUGGCCCACUGGUCUGUCGAUCGACUUCACCAACGAUGACAGGAUCUACUGGUCGGAUUCCAAGGAAAGCCGCAUCGAGUCUGUUCUGCCCUCAGGAGAGCAGCGUAGAACUGCUGUUUUCAUAGAUGUGAAGAACCCAUUCAGCGUGUGUGUGUUUGAGGACCAUGUGUACUGGAGUACUCAGGAGAAAGGUGAGGUGUAUCGGCAGGACAAGUUUGGUCGUGGAAGCAAAACCAAGCUGCUGACAGCAGGACCCUGGCUGACUCAGAUCUCUGUGUUCCAGCAGCAGAGAUACAACUCCAUCAGCAUGAGGAAUCCAUGUAAAGGAACCUGCAGCCACCUAUGUUUGCUCCGACCUGGAGGUUACACCUGCGCCUGUCCUGAAGGCACCAGCUUUGUCCCUGGCAGCAACACUGAGUGCGAUGCAGGGUUCGAUCCUCCACCCACCAUGCCACCACCGUGUAAGUGUCAGAACGGAGGCACGUGUUACUUUGAUGACAACAUGGCUCUCUGCAUAUGUCCUCCAAACUGGAAAGGAGAAUACUGCCAGACCAGCGUUUUUAACACGGUUGCAUCUUCAGUCGGAAUAGCCAUUGGAGUGACGAUACUGGUUGUGGUGCUGCUGGUUUCUCUGGUCUUUGUUGCAAGGAGAAAGUCCAACCUGCUGCAAAGACUGCAGAGCAGUAUACCCAGUAUGCCAUCCAUGCCUAAUUUUUCAAAUUUCAGGAACGGUUACACCAAAAAUGGACCAAAACCAGACAACAGCGAUUCAAGUCAGACUGUAGAGGUUCCCUGCAUGUCCGUGUCCAUAGCUGAGACAGAGGGAAGGAGCUUUGAGAACCCGACGUAUGAAGAACAGCAGCAUGAUUCCAGAAGUGUGCCACCAGUUGCCUCUUCUCCUGCUGAAAUAAACAAGGAGAACGUUAUUAAUCCUUUAUAUGUGGAGGACGUUCAAGGUGUAGAAAAUCUCUCAACAAGUGCAUCUGGUCGCCCCGAUUUUACCACGGAAGUGUUAACAAACCCAGCUGAUGAUUCAGCUGAAGAAGGUGUUGAAGCCACUUCUGCACAGCCAUCUGAGUCACAGCAGUUAGAACCUACUGGACGUGAAAAUGCUGCAUCUUUCCAGAAUCCGGUAUAUCUAAAAUCUGACCCCGAUGUGUGACAGCACCACUACACCAAAGAUUAGAUGGUUCCAACCAUCAUUCAUUCUCACCAGAGGAGGCUGAAAAGAUUGCUCAGAAAGCUAAAUACAAACAAAUCAAAGAAGAAACAGCAGUAUUUACGGGUGUGACCCUAACAAUUGGAUAUAUUUUAAGCUGAUGCAUAAUAAAAUGUAGGUUCUCGAUUUAGUUUGUAUCAUUUUGUAAAUUUAGAUUUUGAGAAACUCCUAUUAUUAAACUUCCUUUUAUCAUUAAA
This is a messenger RNA of Nothobranchius furzeri (turquoise killifish), 14242 nucleotides long. RefSeq names its product low density lipoprotein receptor-related protein 2b (gene lrp2b). Gene Ontology annotation, biological process: receptor-mediated endocytosis. Gene Ontology annotation, cellular component: plasma membrane; signaling receptor complex; apical plasma membrane. Gene Ontology annotation, molecular function: protein binding; calcium ion binding; hormone binding. The record is from RefSeq and is a predicted model, not a curated record. NCBI's taxonomy places the organism in Eukaryota, Metazoa, Chordata, Actinopteri, Cyprinodontiformes, Nothobranchiidae.